AUGAGCGCCCGCUCGGCAUAUUUGUGCCAAAUACAAAUUUGCAAUGGGUUUCUAAUAGCAGCUGGUUUGCUAGCCGUCGGCUUGGCGGGAAGUCAGUUCUCGAAAGUUGGUCUGGAUAACUACCGAGACAUUGAUUUUCGGUUACUCAACUUUAUCCAUGUGGUGACAGGAUGUAUAGGAUUCUAUUCGUUAUGGAGGAAUCACGGGAGUAUUGUGACAAAAUCGCUCUAUUUGGUUUCAUUCACGAUAGGAUUUGCUACUGCUGUUUUUUACGGGUUCACCACAUAUCGAGUAGUGAAAGCUGGUGAAAAUCUGAAUUCUCUUCAGUCCGCCGCCGGUUUCAACGAAGAGUUCCAAUCCGAGAACAGCAAUUAUGCAGGAAGAAUUGUUAUUUCUUCUCUGAUGAUUGCUGCCGGAGCCGUUGCUUCUUUGUUUUCACUUUUCGCCAUCUUCCUUCUCAGCAAAAUCAUCGUUGUCACUAUUCCAGUGUAUCCAUUGCAAUCGAGAGAACAAGAACUGGCGAUGAGCAGUGCAAAAAAGACGUUGGCAUCAAUUGGACUUAUCAAGUUUAUCCUUUGUUUCGGAAUUCUCGGACUUUGCGUUUUCAUUGAAUACGAGCAUGAGAACGUUGCUGGACAAGACAAGUACAUCAAAAUCGGACUUGACCACAUUUCUGCUAUGCUUGCUAUUGUCAGUGGCGCUAUGGAUAUCUGGGCUACAAGAGGAAAGAACCAACAAAAUUUGAACUUGAAGGUUGCUCUCGCGGUUGCUGUCGUCGCAGCCACAUGGUGUCUCAAGACAGUUGAUAACAACGCAAUGCCGUUCUACAAGAACGACCUAAAGUUUUAUUACCAGGGUCGUGAGGUCGGAGAUCCAUCAAUCACAUCCACUGAUGCACCAAGAUAUAUUUUGGUUGUGGCCCACGGAGUGCUAUUGGGAUGCUUCGGAAUUGCAUUCUUCUUGUGUACAUUGUCUGCAGUCAUAGUUGGAACAUACCUUCAACUUGACUUCCACUCAAUGCAUACUGAAGUUAACAAAAGCAUCAAAAUUCAAACUGGAGUUCUGAAUAUUCUCCACGUCUUCUGGGGAGCUUGUAUGCUUGCAUUAUGUAUUCUUGGUCUGUUGGACACUUGGUGGAGAGGAGAAUUCUUGGGAGCUGAUUUACUUUGGGUUUCAAUUCUAUUCAUGACAACUGGAUUGAUGACUUCAAACAACUACAGUGUGAUGAUCACUACCAAGUUCAUACUCUCUGUUGUCUGCCUUGGAAUCUCGGUUGAAAAAAUGUGCGCCUCUGCCAAUCUGAUCUACCAAAUGGCUGCCUACCCUGCCUACAGAAAUGGAAACGAAAGAACUUUUGUCGCUCAAAUCAUCCUUUAUUCCAUUCAAGCUGGUAUCUAUCUACUAGAAGCGUUGACUUCUCUAGCCGGUUCCUAUCUCUAUGGAACUGAACUCCGCAAACAACCAAAUUUAACUUAUCGUCAUUCAAAUGGAGUGCAUGGAUUGUUUUCGCUAGGAACACUCUUUUAUGCUGUCGUCAUUACUGGAACCUACAUUGUGUUCGAGCUAGGAAAAUGGAGAUAUAAUGAAGUUCCAAUUGAAGUUCCAUUCUUCAGACUCGGAAAUGGACCACUUGCUGGAGCAGUUUUUAUUGUACAGUUUCUCUGUAUUCCAUUCCCAAGUCUCUUGGCAUCUGCAUCAAUCCUCAACAUCAUUAUCGCCUCGAUAUCUUUGUUCACCGUAUCUUCCGCAAUAACCAAUGUUUACUAUCUGCAACGGUACUUGCAAGCGUCUGACCUUCUGCCAACCACUGAAACUCAGCAAACAAUAUAUCAAGUUGCUAUCAUUCUCGCCGCCGGAGCAGCUCUCGCGUGUGUCAUAUGCACUGUUUGCGCAAUUAUUUGCUCGCUAAGAUCCUCUUACAUUCUCCAUCAUCGGUCUACCUCACCAGAUAGCACCGUUGUUGCUCCACUUGGAGAAGAGCAAUUCGGAAGUGGUACUCUACGAGUUGGAACUCAUAUGAGGACACCUUCACGACAUAUGCAUCCACAACAAAGCCCGGCCGGAGGAGCCGUUCAACCAAUGGAAGAACAAUCCGUAUACUGGAGUGCUGACGAGAAUCCGUUCUACUAUCAUACAUCAAAACGAUUCUAUGGAAAACCUUAUCAAAUUGAGUCUGGAUUUUACGGUUACGCACUAGCUGGAAGUGGAAGUGGACAACCCGGACAAAGUCCAUCAGGCGAUCCAAACCGAAGGGUACAAUCAUCGGCGUCACAAACACAAAUUGGACAUGUCUUCAACAACUGA
Molecule: messenger RNA, 2304 nt
Organism: Caenorhabditis remanei
Lineage: Eukaryota; Metazoa; Nematoda; Chromadorea; Rhabditida; Rhabditidae
Exons: 16
Coding region: 1-2304 (767 amino acids)
Source: RefSeq, a predicted model, not a curated record